Monomorium pharaonis (pharaoh ant) is the source of this 938-nucleotide messenger RNA. RefSeq names its product probable pterin-4-alpha-carbinolamine dehydratase (gene Pcd). NCBI's taxonomy places the organism in Eukaryota, Metazoa, Arthropoda, Insecta, Hymenoptera, Formicidae. Bases 374 to 793 code for a protein of 139 amino acids. Gene Ontology annotation, biological process: tetrahydrobiopterin biosynthetic process. Gene Ontology annotation, molecular function: 4-alpha-hydroxytetrahydrobiopterin dehydratase activity. The record is from RefSeq and is a predicted model, not a curated record. The transcript has 3 exons.
AACAAUGCAUUAUGCGCAUCAUGCGUUGAAACGGAACGCAGCCCAAGUAAACAAGAUAUUUUAUAUCGAAAAGUAUCUCAGAUUUGGAGAAAAGUAUUCAAAAUUAUUUCUUCUUAGAAUUAUCCGUUUAAGCAUUUAUUCCUUCAAGUACGUAUAAACAUUUGACGUGAUCUUGAUGCAAAUUCGAUGCGGCAGGAUCCAACGAGACAAGAGGUUAGAGAAUCAUUCAGAGCUAGUUCGUCUUUCUGAUUCGCUCCGGGGAAAAAUAAACCGUUUAUCACGUCCGCUACACGCUUACGACAUCGUGAUACCGUGAGAAUUCAGUGUUUCAAAAUUGUACACAGAGAACAAACUCUCUUCGACAUAACAUAACAUGAUAGCGGUAUUGACCAGGCGGGCGAGUGGAGGGGAUCGUGUUCGAAAGUGCAUAUCGCGCGUUCUGGACCGCAGAGAUUUAUCCGCCGUUAUCACGAAAAAAGCCAAGAUGAGUAAGCUGACUGCAGAAGAACGGGAGCAAAACUUGAAUCCAUUGCUGUCAACGGGAUGGACUGUCCAAGAAAACAGAGAUGCAAUCUACAAGGAGUUUGUGUUCAAAAACUUCAACGAGGCUUUCGGAUUCAUGACAAGAGUGGCCUUGCAAGCCGAAAAAAUGGACCACCAUCCUGAGUGGUUCAACGUUUACAAUAAAGUGAACAUCACUUUGUCAUCUCACGACGUGAAUGGAUUGUCGCAGAGGGAUGUGAAACUGGCGACGUUCAUAGACAAAGUUGCUGCCCCUAUUAUUGGCAAAUAAGACUGUUAAUUCGUCGGAGUUUCCUUUGUCUGCUGUACAUUUACUAUAUGUGAUGACAAUAAUGAAAAAGAAUAUUGUUUAUUAUCAUUGAUUUGUAGCAUAAAUGUUGAUGGUAUCAAUUAUAUUUUUCUGUUUUUAGCUCGCA